AGUGUUUGUCGCUGGAGUCUCAGUUUGUCUUCUUCUGGAGAAAGACGCAGUUUCACCGUCACUUCAACAAACGGAGAAAAUCACUAUGAAGAUCCUGCUUUUACUGGUUCUGCUGGGAAUACACAGCGCGAGCGCAGGAAUUCACUCUCUGAAGUAUUUCUACACUGGAUCAUCUGAAGUCCCAAACUUCCCACAGUUUGUGGUUGUUGGUUUGGUUGAUGAUGUUCAGAUGGUUCACUAUGACAGCAACACAAUGAGAGCAGAACCCAAACAGGACUGGAUGAGUAAGAACACAGAUCCACAGUACUGGGAGAGUCAGACUGAUGGCCUUUUGGGUCAACAGCAGACCUUCAAAGCCAACAUUGAAAUUGCAAAGAAACGCUUCAACCAAACUGGAGGUGUUCACAUUGUCCAGUUAAUGUGUGGCUGUGACUGGGAUGAUGAGACUGGAGAAGUUAAAGGUUAUAAUCAGUAUGGUUAUGAUGGAGAAGACUUCAUAGUAUUGGACCUGAAGACAGAGACAUGGAUCGCUCCAUCAUCACAGGCUGUCAUCACCAAAAACAAAUGGGAUGCUGAUAAAGCUCAACUUGCUUAUUGGAAAAACUACCUCACCCAGGAGUGUCCUGAGUGGGUGAAGAAGUACGUGGAGUAUGGGAAGAGCUCUCUGCAGAGAACAGAGCUUCCCUCAGUGUCUCUCCUCCAGAAGUCUCCCUCCUCUCCAGUGACCUGCCACGCUACAGGUUUCUACCCAAACAAAGCCUUGUUGUUCUGGAGGAAAGAAGGAGAGGAGCUUCAUGAGGACGUGGACCACGGAGAGACUCUGCCCAACCAUGACGGAACCUUCCAGAUGAGCACUGACCUGCGAGUGUCAUCAAUCCCACCUGAGGACUGGAGGAAGUAUGACUGCGUGUUCCAGCUCUCUGGUGUGAACGAGGACGUUGUCAAAGUACUGGACAAAGACGCCGUCCAAUCCAACAGAGUGAAGCCAAUGGACACGACCAUCAUCAUCAUCGUUGCAGUGGUUGUUCUUAUCGCCAUCAUCUUCGCUGCCGCUGCUUUCUUCUUGUACAGAAGAUUCAGUGCCAAAUCCGCCCCAUCUCCUGCGAGCAGCACUGAGGUGCAGCAGCUGAACACUGAGAGAGAAUAAAUGACAAAUACAUCACCGUUCCUUUGUUCACGGAAAUCUUUGUGUGAUCGUCCAAAACAAAUCCACACAUAGUUCCACUUUCAUAUUCCUGGUGUUGGGUAUCGUCAUGGAAACCAUGAGAAAUAACACAACUCCAAAUACACAUUGACUAUAUAGGCUUUCUUUUCAUUCUCUGGUUGUGUAAAAUCACUGGGGACAACAGUGUAAGUCCAUCAGCGUCGUUCAAUCACACAUUUACAACGUGGUAUAGAGACUGUAGAUUAGCUGCAGGUGUCAUUGUGCUUUUAUUUGUGGCACAAUGUUUUGCCUCUUUACUCAACAAGAUAGAAAAUGAUUGGGCACAUUUCCACCUGGUUUGUGUUGCAUCUCUAAACUCACUGUUAGUUCGAUUUGCAGAAAUCAGGGGUGGAGCCACUCCACAGGGGUGGAGUGGCUCAGUGGUUAAGACCCUACCUUGUGUACCAAAGACAUCAUGGUCGCAAGUUCGAUUCCACCCCUGGCUAAUUGUACUUGAUUCCAUUGUAAGUCGCUUUGGAUAAAAGCGUCUGCUAAAUGACAAUGACAUGUAAUGUAAAAAUCUCUUUCUUCACUAUAUACACGAUGCCACAUGUUGAUAAUAAUGAUCACAUAUUCAGUGAUGUAUCGGCUGUAGAUCCAAGACACAAACACACAUUAAACAAUAAGCAUCAGUGCUCGUCUGAUUUUCCACUUAAAUAUUUGGCUUGUAUAUAUCUUUCGAAACUUUAAAUGUUAAAAAAUAAAUAUUAUCUUUUUGAUAAUUAUCAAUGUCAUGUUUAUUGCAGUUAUAAUAUCCUAAUAUAUGUUUUGGUCUGUUGAUUGUAUUUUAAUCAAAUGAAUUAAUACAAAAGGUGUGGGGUUUUUAAAUUGAAUAAGUAUUUGUAUGUGUUUUGGUAAAUUAAUUAAUGUUAAAAUAAGUUGCACUGUUAUUGCUUUCCUUUUUUUACUUGUAUCUUGCUUUUCAAUAUUCAAUAAAUCCCCUGAUUUUCCAAAUUUA
This is a messenger RNA of Solea senegalensis (Senegalese sole), 2162 nucleotides long. RefSeq names its product H-2 class I histocompatibility antigen, Q9 alpha chain-like. The transcript has 8 exons. The record is from RefSeq and is a predicted model, not a curated record. Bases 86 to 1147 code for a protein of 353 amino acids. Lineage: Eukaryota; Metazoa; Chordata; Actinopteri; Pleuronectiformes; Soleidae. Gene Ontology annotation, biological process: immune response. Gene Ontology annotation, cellular component: external side of plasma membrane.